CUAGCUCUCAAUCACUCGUGUUUACUCCAAUUCGUUGCCAGAAUAAGAAUGAAAUUAGAGGAAAAUAAAUUGUUUACCUAAAGAACCUGGUGGCAAAUAAACCACUUCUAGACAUAAGGGGAAGGUGGUAGUAUAGAAAUUCGAGAUCUCAGUGUGUGUAUUUUAAACUUCAGCUAUCUCAAUUUAACAAGUAGAGGGUAGAUUUAUUCCAGUUCCCAAUACUUACAACCACAUUGUCCGAUAUAAACAGUUGCUCUUGCUUAAUCCAAUUGGCUAACAUCAGAAGAAGAUAAUACAGGAACGAUUACUUCGCUGUUUAUUUCAGAAUAUAUUGGCUCGAUUGGCACGUUUGUUUGAUUAGGAGUUCUUCCAGUUUCUCUUGGUACUGUAACAAACCUAGUACAUGAGAUGUGUACUCUGACACCGCCAAUACUACCGUGAUGCGCAUAACAGUCCCAUAUGCAUGAGAAAUCCUUAGCAAAUGAGACUAUUACGUCGUAACACGCAUAUAUAUUCCUUACUUUUCCCAAGUCAUACUUUAGAAAUCAACACUACUACAGUUCCACAAGACCGGUCACCCAUAAAAAAGCGAAGUGCACAGUUCACUCCUGUGGAAAGCAAAGAUAAGCGACCUGCAACGCGUCAACAUUUAAUCGGUAGGCAAGAAUCGGCGUUGAGUGGCAAAGAUGUCGAUGUUAUCAAAACCGUUCUACAGUCUGCUGGGAUCGUACUUUGAACAACUAUUCAAUCACCCGGUGAGAACCAAGGCCGUCACUAGCUGUGUCAUUGCUACAUCGGCCAACUUUUGCUCCCAGAAAAUUGCCGGUACGAAGAAAACCAACACCGACAGCCUGGUCGCUUAUGGAUUGUUUGGCUUGAUAUUUACCGGUCCGUUGUCGCACUUUUUCUACCAAUGGCUGGACCGGAUCACGGACGAUCGCCGUUUCAAGCAGAUGAUGAUGCUGCUAGGUGAACGAGCAAUCUUUGCACCGGCUAUUACGGCCCUCUCCUUAUACUUCAUUACACGUUUCGAGGGCAAGACCCACGAGGAAGGUUGCAAAAAUUUGAACGAUUUGUACAAGCUAAUUGUGCUGAACAACUGGAAGUAUCUCACGCUGCCGGUGCUUAUCAACUUUAGAUUUGUGCCGCCGAUGCUUCGGGUUCUGGUUGCCAAUUUCAUCGGUUUCUGCUGGAUAGUUUUCCUGUCGGCCAAGCGCCGAAAGGCUGAGCUUCGUCGCCGCCAAACAGACGAACAGCAAAGCUCUUGAAUGCAGGAGACGUUAUGGUUAUACGAUGGUAUCUACGAGGAAGCGCUGGAACGAUGACAAAUUUGCAACUUCGGGUAACGCACAUCGCAAUGGAAGCUGUUAUGGGGGCAAGGUUUAAUAGAUUAUAAAGAGUUUAAGCAGGGAAAACCAGUGGGUAUGAGUAGGGCAGGAAGCUUGUGUGCUUCCUAGAUCAAACCGUAGUAAUACAAAAACAAGUGCUCUUUUUCAAAGUUGCACACGAGACACUGGAGAUUUAUAGCUAUCAAAGAACUUAUAGAUAGAUUAAUGCGUUUAUACACUAAGAUUUUCUGCAUUAAUAAAAAUGCUUCCGUUCAAUUAAUAAUGCUGUUAGUUGGUUGAACUUUGGUAAGCAAGGUGCGAAAGUCGUUUUAUCUUGUUUCUGGAUGUAAGUUGGGUAAAAAUAAAGCAUUUUAUAUUUUUAA
Topomyia yanbarensis is the source of this 1711-nucleotide messenger RNA. Its product is annotated as PXMP2/4 family protein 3. The record is from RefSeq and is a predicted model, not a curated record. Lineage: Eukaryota; Metazoa; Arthropoda; Insecta; Diptera; Culicidae. The transcript has 4 exons. Gene Ontology annotation, cellular component: cytoplasm; membrane. Bases 687 to 1268 code for a protein of 193 amino acids.